GCGUGCUGGAUUAACGUGGCCAUGAUUGUCACCGCGAAGUUGGUAGCCAUUGGCUUGGGCCUGGCCCUCACAGCCUUCACCGUUUCGACCAUCGUCCUGGCCGUCCAGAAGGCGAAUCUUAAGAGCGAUCUUCGCGAUGCCCAGGAGAAGCUGGAUCUUCUGGAGGCGGGGUUUACCACAACGGCUGCUCCGACGACUGGGAGCACUGCGAAUCCUGGCAGCACUAGCAGUCCGGAUCCCACGGCCUCUCCAGGAUCAACUGCCUCUCCAGGAACUACAGCUUCUCCCGAUCCAACUGCCUCUCCAGGAUCCACAGCCUCUCCCGCUCCAACUGCCUCACCGGGAACCACAAGUGAACCAGGAACCACUGCUUCUCCGGCGGAGAAGAUCGACUACCGACUGCCCGGCAAUCUGAUACCCACCCACUACGAUCUGUAUCUGUUUCCCAACAUAGAAACUGGUGAAUUCAGUGGCCAGGAAACGAUUACCAUUACUGUUGCAGAAGCCACCGAUAAGAUAGUGUUGCACUCCCUCAACUUGAAUAUUUCGAGUGUUGCUGUUAUGAACACGGGAAGUGAUACUCUGCAGGUCCUGGAAACGUCCUUCGAUGAUGUGAGGGAGUUCCUCACAUUCCAGCUGAGCGAACCCCUAACUCAGGGCAGAGAAAUAAGGCUGCAUCUGGGAUUCGAGGGAUCCAUGGCCAACAAAAUCGUGGGCCUGUACAGUUCUUCGUAUGUGAAGGAGGAUGAAACUCGCAAGUGGAUUGCCACCUCCAAGUUUGAACCCACCUACGCUCGCCAGGCGUUUCCCUGCUUCGAUGAGCCUGCUCUAAAGGCAGAGUUCACCAUCACCCUGGUGCAUCCUUCCGAGGAGGAUUACCACGCCCUGUCCAACAUGAACGUGGAGUCGACUGUCCCUCAGGGAGCCUUCCAGGAGGUCACCUUCGCGAAGAGCGUGCCCAUGAGCACCUACUUGGCCUGCUUCAUCGUCUCCGACUUCCAGGCCAAGCAGGUGGACAUCGACACCAAGGGAAUCGGGGAGACCUUCACCAUGAGUGUUUAUGCCACCCCAGAGCAGCUGGAUAAAACGGAUCUGGCUGUGGUGAUUGGCAAGGGAGUCAUCGAGUACUACAUCGACUACUUCCAAAUCGCUUAUCCGCUGCCCAAACUCGACAUGGCCGCCAUUCCCGACUUCGUCUCCGGAGCUAUGGAGCACUGGGGACUGGUCACCUACAGGGAAACGUCGCUAUUGUACGACGAGGAAACCAGUUCGGCGACCAACAAACAGCGCAUCGCCAGCGUGAUUGCCCACGAAUUUGCUCACAUGUGGUUCGGAAAUUUGGUAACCAUGAACUGGUGGAACGAUCUGUGGCUAAAUGAGGGAUUUGCCAGCUUUAUCGAGUAUCUCGGAGUUGAUGCCGUUUACCCAGAAUGGAAAAUGCGUGACCAAUUUAUUGUGAGCACCCUGCAUGCAGUUCUCACCUUGGAUGGAACUCUAGGUUCUCACCCAAUCAUCCAGACCGUCGAGAAUCCCGAUCAGAUCACUGAGAUCUUCGAUACCAUCACCUACUCCAAGGGAUCCUCCCUCGUGAGAAUGUUGGAGGAUUUCCUGGGGGAGACCACUUUCCGUCAGGCGGUUACCAACUAUCUGAAUGAGUAUAAGUACUCCACCGCGGAAACCAGUAACUUUUUCACAGAGAUCGACAAACUGGAACUGGGCUACAAUGUCACAGAUAUUAUGCUAACUUGGACGGUUCAGAUGGGUCUGCCGGUGGUCACGAUUGAGAAGGUCUCCGAUACGGAAUACAAAUUGACGCAGAAGCGCUUCUUGUCCAACCCGAAUGACUAUGACGCCGAUCACGAGCCCUCGGAAUUCAACUACCGCUGGUCGAUCCCCAUCACAUACACCACCAGCUCGCAAUCGGAGGUGCAACGGGCCUGGUUUUAUCACAGCCAGAGCGAAAUCACUGUAACCCUUCCCGCGGCGGUUCAGUGGAUUAAGUUCAACGCCGAUCAGGUGGGCUACUAUCGGGUUAAUUACGCCGCCGAUCAGUGGAAAGAUCUGGCCGAUCAGUUGGUGGCUGAACCAAGUUCAUUCAGUGCCGGAGAUCGUGCCUCCCUCCUCAACGACGCCUUUGCCCUGGCCGAUUCCACUCAGUUGCCAUACGAAACCGCCUUCGAGUUGACCAGGUAUCUGGCCAAGGAGGCCGACUACGUUCCCUGGAGCGUGGCUGCUUCCCGACUCACUUCCCUGAAGAGGACCCUCUACUACACCACUAGUUAUGCCAAGUACAAGAAGUACGCCACGGCCUUGAUUGAACCCAUUUACACGGCUUUAACGUGGACGGUUGGGGAGGAUCAUCUGGAUAAUCGCCUUCGGGUCACCGCUUUGAGUGCCGCCUGUUCCCUUGGCUUGGAGUCCUGUCUCUCUGAGGCUGGACAGCAGUUCAGCAAUUGGCUGGCCAAACCAGAGGAUCGUCCCAAUGCCGAUGUGCGUGAGACCGUCUACUACUAUGGAAUCCAAUCCGUUGGAGAGCAGGAGGUUUGGGACGUGGUGUGGGAGCUCUUCGUCAACGAAUCCGAUGCCAGUGAGAAGUCCAAGUUGAUGUACGGCCUGUCUGCCGUGCAAACUCCUUGGAUUCUUAAGCGGUACAUUGACCUCGCCUGGAACGAGACGUACGUGAGGGGUCAGGACUACUUCACCUGCUUGACCUACAUCUCCGCGAAUCCUGCGGGAGAGUCCUUGGUGUGGGACUACGUUCGUGAGAACUGGCAGCGAUUAGUGGAUCGAUUUGGUCUGAACGAGCGCUAUCUGGGCAACCUGAUACCCUCGAUCACUGCCAGAUUCAGCACCCAAACCAAGCUGGAGGAGAUGGAGCAGUUCUUCGCCAAGUAUCCGGAGGCUGGAGCCGGAACUGCUGCCCGAGUGAGGGCUUUGGAGACUGUCAAGAACAACAUCGUUUGGCUGGCCGAAAAUCUGGAGGGAGUGGACGCCUGGCUGGACAAACAAGAACUGUAGGAAUGUCCAAUGGGGAAGUGGUCUUUCGCCCACGAAUCACAUUAAAUUUGUACUCAUCUAAUGGCCAUUAUAAAGCAAUCACAUGCCGAACAAGUAAAAAUAAAGAUAGGGGAAAAACAGAAA
Molecule: messenger RNA, 3141 nt
Organism: Drosophila ficusphila
Lineage: Eukaryota; Metazoa; Arthropoda; Insecta; Diptera; Drosophilidae
Product: glutamyl aminopeptidase
Exons: 7
Coding region: 22-3018 (998 amino acids)
Biological process (GO): proteolysis; peptide catabolic process
Cellular component (GO): cytoplasm
Molecular function (GO): metalloaminopeptidase activity; zinc ion binding; peptide binding
Source: RefSeq, a predicted model, not a curated record